CACCAGAGCCCACAGCCUCACGUUUUCCCUUUAAAAUCUCCCCCAACUCCUCAUAAAAGUUCACUCCGUUUCCUUUCCUUCCAACUUUCUUACCAUUUUCAUCCUCUCUCAGAAAAAAUGGUUCAGGAGGUGGUGCUGAGGGUUUUGACUAUGACGGAUGAUAAGACGAAGCAGAAAGCUAUAGAAGCUGCUGCUGAUAUCUAUGGAAUUGAUUCCAUUGCGGCAGAUCAAAUGGAGCAGAAGCUGACAGUGAUAGGGGAGAUGGACACAGUGGCAGUGGUGAAGAAGCUGAAGAAAGUAGGGAAAGUGGAUAUAAUAUCGGUUGGGCCUGCUAAAGAAGAGAAGCAAGAAGAAAAGAAAGAAGAGAAGAAUUUUUUUGUCAAAUUAAAUUGUAAUAUUAAUUAGUAUUAUAAUUUAAUUAAUUAUAAUUAAUAUU
Rubroshorea leprosula is the source of this 436-nucleotide messenger RNA. The record is from the annotation of a GenBank genome assembly. NCBI's taxonomy places the organism in Eukaryota, Viridiplantae, Streptophyta, Magnoliopsida, Malvales, Dipterocarpaceae.